This is a messenger RNA of Trichobilharzia szidati, 222 nucleotides long. NCBI's taxonomy places the organism in Eukaryota, Metazoa, Platyhelminthes, Trematoda, Strigeidida, Schistosomatidae. The record is from the annotation of a GenBank genome assembly.
AUGAUAACUUGUUGCCGACAACAAUCCUCAGCAUAUAAUGAAAAAGUGGAGGCGUUCCAUGUGGACAAAUGUCGCGCAAAUCUAGGUUCGGUGAAUCAAGAAGAUCUGCAGGAACUGAAAGCUCAAAUCGAAGGAGUAUUCUACCACAACUCCUGGUUAAGCGUUGAAAUUUUUUACAAGAAUCUUAACACAACCCUGUUGAAGACGUUGACAGAAAAAUGA